Molecule: messenger RNA, 1532 nt
Organism: Oncorhynchus gorbuscha (pink salmon)
Lineage: Eukaryota; Metazoa; Chordata; Actinopteri; Salmoniformes; Salmonidae
Product: sperm-associated antigen 1A-like
Exons: 7
Biological process (GO): axonemal dynein complex assembly
Cellular component (GO): cytosol
Molecular function (GO): protein binding
Source: RefSeq, a predicted model, not a curated record
UAGGGAAUAGGAUUCCAUUUAGGAUGUAUAGUAGUGCACUACUUAGGGAAUAGGAUUCCAUUUAGGAUGUAGCAUAUUUCACUGGUUUCCCAGAGAGUUCUGUUCCUAAAGUGUCCCCAGAGGUAGAUCCUCAUUCUUCCCUGACAUCACCUAACUGCUGGCAGCAUAACUGGCUCCUCUCUCCUGCCAAGCACCAGUUCUCCCUCAUGCAGUGGCCUCAUGAAAUAUCUCUCCUCUCUCAGCACUGCAAUGCAACAACACCGCCCCCUUUUGUGAUGUCACUGCUGACUCCACCAGUAGGGGCGUGUCCUGACACCAGAUCUUCCAUCCAGCUUAGACUAGGCUGCAGCUCUUGGGGGAGGAAAGCUUUGACACUGCAGCGUACAGAGAUAAUAAUGGGGAAUGCACAGGAUAAGCCCUCUGGAUCCGGGGGGGCUAAAACGGACCAGGCCACCCCAGGAUUCAGGAGGAGAAGCAGAGCCGGGAGUACGGAGAAGCCCAAGGCAGGGAAGGGUCCCCCAGAGAAGGGGUCGAUGGCCAACGGAGCCACCCAGGGGGACAGGAACCAGAGUAAGGACAUCCCAUCAGACACCAGCUAUCUGGACGCCCCCGCUGGAGCUCUGCCGCCCCACCUGGGCCGGCUCAAGAACGAGGGUAACCACCUCUUCAAAAAAGGACAGUUUGCAGAUGCUGUGGAGAAAUACUCUGCAGCCAUCGAUGGCUGCUGUGACGCAGGUAUAGAGAGUGGAGAGGACCUGUGUAUUCUCUACUCUAACAGAGCUGCUUGCUACCUGAAGGAUGGGAGCAACACAGAGUGUAUCAAGGACUGCACCAGGGCAUUGGAUCUUCAGCCCUUCUCCCUGAAGCCCCUCCUCCGCAGGGCCACAGCCUAUGAGUCAAUGGAACGUUACCGACAGGCCUACGUGGAUUUUAAGACUGUUCUGCAGAUAGACAUCGGGGUGCAGGCGGCACAUGACAGUGUCCACAGGAUCACCAAGCAGCUUAUUGAGCAGGACGGCCCUGACUGGAGACAGAAGCUUCCGGAGAUCCCUCUAGUCCCACUGUCAGCUCAGCAGCACCACAGGCAGAAAGACCCCAGCGCUGAGCUGGUCCAGGCUAGAGAAGCCAAAAAAGCAGAGGCUCGCUUUGCCUCUCUCAAAACAGAAGGAAAUGAGCAUGUGAGGAAAAGCCAGUUCCAUGACGGUCUAGAAAAGUACAGUGAAUGCCUUAAGAUCAAACCUGACGAGUGUUCCUGCUUUACCAACAGAGCCAUCUGUUAUCUGAGACUGGGUUGUUUUGAAGAGGCCAGACAGGACUGUGACUCCGCCUCAAGCUGGAACCAACCAAUAAGAAGGCCUUCUAUAGACGGGCGCUGGCGUUUUAAAGGCUUACAGGACUACCUGUCUUCCAGCAGUGACCUCCAGGAAGUGUUACAGCUGGACCCCAACGUCCACGAGGCUGAACAGGAGCUGGAGACUGUGACAGGGCUGCUCAGACAGAGCCUCAUGGACGGUGCCCAACUCACACCCAGG